This is a messenger RNA of Polyodon spathula (Mississippi paddlefish), 2467 nucleotides long. RefSeq names its product WD repeat domain 43 (gene wdr43). Gene Ontology annotation, biological process: maturation of SSU-rRNA from tricistronic rRNA transcript (SSU-rRNA, 5.8S rRNA, LSU-rRNA). Lineage: Eukaryota; Metazoa; Chordata; Actinopteri; Acipenseriformes; Polyodontidae. Gene Ontology annotation, cellular component: nucleolus. Gene Ontology annotation, molecular function: protein binding. The coding region runs from base 40 to 2034 and encodes 664 amino acids. The transcript has 18 exons. The record is from RefSeq and is a predicted model, not a curated record.
CGUCGCUCUCUCUUUCUCACCAGACACAGCGGCAAAGCAAUGGCGUCAGACGGAGGUAGUUGUGCUUUGAUUUCUCCCUGCGCCUUUUCCCCCAGAUCACAUCAGUAUCUUGCCUUGUCCACGCAGGACGGCAGGCUCCGGCUCUGGGACACACUAAGCAACACUUUGUAUCAGGAAUACGUGCCUUCAGCCCAUUUGAGUGCCACUUGUACCUGCUUAGCUUGGGGACCGUGCAGGACAAUCAAGGACGGCCCUCAGCGGAAGAAACGGAAGUCGGAGGGUGCUCCGCACAGUGACCAGCUGGACCUGCUGGCACUGGGCACUGCAGCAGGCACUGUCCUCUUGUACAGCACAGUUAAGGGACAGCUACAUAGCAAGCUGGAUGGUGGUCACGACAGUAAAGUGAACUGUGUCCGGUGGCACCCGGAGAACAACUGUCUAUACAGCUGCUCUGACGACUCUCACAUAGUGGAGUGGGACCUACAGACUGGCAAAGUGAAAUGCAAGUGGAAGGCAGACAAGUGUGCGGUGAGCUGCCUGUGCCUCAGUCCUGAUGGGAAGAUGCUGCUGUCCGCUGGGCAGACCAUCAAGAUGUGGGACCUGGAGACCAAGGAGGUGUAUCGGCGGUUCACAGGUCAUGCCACGGCAGUGUCCACACUCUGCUUCACCACCAUGAGACCCCCGACCCACGAUACGGAGGGGCUCUACUUCCUGUCAGGAGCUGCACACGACCGCCUGCUCAGUGUCUGGCAGGUGCGGUCGGACGGGAAGGAUAAGAAUGCCGUGCUGUCCUUCACCCUGACAGAUGAACCCAUCUAUGUGGACCUGGCUGUGUCCCAGAGCAAAGAUGAGGCGGUGAAGUUGGUGGUGGUGUGCAAGGAUGGCCAGAUGCACCUCUAUGAGCAUGUCCUCAAUGGUCGCUGUAAGAAGCCCCUCUCCCCCUCGUGCUCGGUGCAGGUUGCCUCUCCUGGUUCAGUUGGUGACGGUUUGCCUCGGCCAGUCCCUAUCCUGGCUGCCGCCCUGACUAUGGACAAACAGGCCCUCCUCCUGGCCUAUGGGAGCGGCUUGCAGCCUGUUAUCGAACGCACUACUCUGAAUGCUGGCGAGACUCAUGUGUGUUUGGUGAGGGAUAUCCAGGCCUCGCUGACAUUCCGCACCGAGACCACUUUCACCAAGGUGAAGACACCCACAGUUAAAGCUGAUGCCAAGCUCCUGGUGCCAGGACUUCCUGGGCACAGUGCACCCAUCAAAUCUACGCCCCUGGAAAUAAAGAGGAAACCAGGUUCUGACACCAAAGAAAUGUCCAUCGAGGAGCGCCUCGGUGUGAUUGAUUUAUCCCCGACAGAAGGACGCAAGGAGGUCCACAAGGGGGGUCUCCCUCUCCAGACAGACAGCUUUGCAGUGCUGCUGGUCCAGGGCUUGGAGAGCAGUGACAGCAACAUCCUCAACAAAGUGUUUCAGACGAGAAAGGAGGUGUUGAUAAAGAAGACUGUUGCCAGGUUACCAAUCCCUGCUGUGCUGCCCUUGGUGCAGGAGCUCACAAAGAGAAUGCAAGGCCAUCCAUAUAGCGGGGUGUUGAUGGUCCGAUGGCUGAAGGCUGUCUUCACAUUCCAUGCCUCCUAUCUAUCAACGUUGCCGAGCCUGAUGUCCCAGCUGGGAGUGCUGUAUCACAUGAUAGAGAGCAGAGUCAAGAUGUUUCACAAGCUGUCCCGGCUCCACGGGAAGCUCUACCUGCUCAUCACACAGAUUGCAGCUAUUGACAAGUCACAGAGUGUCGCAGAAUUGGACCAGACAGCCAAACUCGUCUAUGAGGAAGAUUCUUCAGAAGAGGAAGAGGAGGGAUCAGGAGAUGAGAUGUUGGCUGAGGAGGAAGACUCUGAUCACUGGGAGGAAGAGGAGGUAAAGGAAGUUUCGGGAUGGUCAAAGAAAGAGGAAGGGGAUGGGGAGGAGCACAGUGACGAGGAGAUGAACAUAGAAAAUAAACUCAAUGGAGAUUCAGACCUGGAACCAGACAACGAGAGCGAGGAGGAAUGAGGAAAUACAUAUAUAUAACUUUUUUUGUUUUGUUUUAUUUUCAAAGUUUUAUACAAAAUAAAAAUGAAAUCAAUGUGCCAGUUUUGCUGGUGCUCCUGCCCAAGACUGCCUUUGGGGGGCGCUGUUCUGAUAAGUGGAGCAGAGGAUGGGCUGCUUUACCUGGGGAGAGGAACCCCUGUGUUCUCUGGAGACUAAAGACUAGCGCUCCCCGCACCCCCAAUGUGAGAAGGCAAGGAGCUGAAAGGGAUCAGAGGAUCAACUCCAUUCAUCCAGACUUCUUUAAUCUUUUUUUUCUACAUAGCCAGCCCUAUGUAAAUCUUGACUAUUUGUUUGUACAGCACAAUGUUUGUAUAAUGUAGGUUUUAGUGCUGUUCUGGCAGAGAAACAAAGACUUCAGAAUUAAACACAGAAAAAAAAGAUUCUGUAAACCGAA